Molecule: messenger RNA, 1131 nt
Organism: Loa loa (African eye worm)
Lineage: Eukaryota; Metazoa; Nematoda; Chromadorea; Rhabditida; Onchocercidae
Exons: 9
Coding region: 1-1131 (376 amino acids)
Biological process (GO): protection from non-homologous end joining at telomere; interstrand cross-link repair; double-strand break repair via nonhomologous end joining
Molecular function (GO): 5'-3' DNA exonuclease activity; damaged DNA binding
Source: RefSeq, a predicted model, not a curated record
AUGCAGGGCUUAGACAACGACCGAUUCUAUGAAUUGAUAAGCGGAAAAUUUGCUGUAUUUUACUGUCACAAAAUAUCGAAAAUCCUUCUUGGUUCGGAACAUCACUACUCAAGAUUGCUGGAGCACAUUGUGUCUAAAAAUUAUAACGAGAAAUUUCCGAUCACUGCUAUAUGUAAUGACAAAGAACGCGAAUCAUUGCUCCCCUCAUCAUCUGCUGAUGUUACAUUUCUGGAUGCUCAACAUAUUCCAGGCUCUGCCAUGAUUCUGUUUGAAUUCCACAAUGGCUUUAGAUUACUGUAUACAGGAGAUUGUCGUUUAUCAAAAGAUGAUUGGAUCGCUUGCCAAAUACUCAAAGAUCCAUUUACCAGCUCUGGUUUUAAACGUCUUGAUGCACUGUAUUUUGAUAGUACGUUCUGUCGAAGAGAAGCAGAAAAUAUACCAUCUUUGAGGCAGAGUUGUGCACUUUGCGUUGAGAUGGUGAAGGAGUGGUUGGAAAAAGACUCGAAUAAUAAAGUUUUAAUAUGGUGUGGCAAAUUUGGCCAUGAGCUUCUACUUAAAGCGAUUUGGGAUGAACUUCAUAUUAAAUGUCAUGUAACCAUGAUGAAAUAUCGUAUUUAUUCAAAAAUUAAUUUCCUUGCUGACUGUAUAACACCGGUUGCACGAGACACUCGUGUACAUGCUUGUACUACGAAACCCAGUUUAACAGAAGAAGUUUUUUAUGAGAAUAACCAAAGUGUGGUGGCGAAGAAAAAGGGUGACGUCAGCUUCAAACAAAAGAUGUCAACCUGUUGGCAGUGUCGUCCAGAUCACAACAGUGUACGAGUAAUAAAGCCCUCAGCAAUUUGGUUUUUAAGGCGGAAUAAAAAAAAUAUGCUGGGAUAUGAAAAUAAUCGAUUUUGCCGUCUGUUUUACGCAGGCCACUGUUCAGUUUCUGAAAUGGAGAAUGCUUUUAGCUUGUUAAAACCUGUAUGUGCUUAUCCGAAUGUAACGGACAAACGCAGCGCAGAUUUUGCUAGAAAAUUGUUGAACUACUUCAGCAGAGAAUCUGCUAAAAAAGCAGAUCCUCAGAAAACGUUAAAGCGAAGUGCAACUUGCGAAUUUGGUACAGAUGACGACAUUAUUGAAGUGUGA